Pongo pygmaeus (Bornean orangutan) is the source of this 1782-nucleotide messenger RNA. RefSeq names its product X-C motif chemokine ligand 1 (gene XCL1). Bases 39 to 383 code for a protein of 114 amino acids. Gene Ontology annotation, molecular function: chemokine activity; CCR chemokine receptor binding. Lineage: Eukaryota; Metazoa; Chordata; Mammalia; Primates; Hominidae. Gene Ontology annotation, biological process: positive regulation of cell migration; antimicrobial humoral immune response mediated by antimicrobial peptide; positive regulation of GTPase activity. Gene Ontology annotation, cellular component: extracellular region. The record is from RefSeq and is a predicted model, not a curated record. The transcript is spliced from 3 exons.
UCCUCACUCUCCCUGCACAGCUCAGCAGGAUCUCAGCCAUGAGACUUCUCAUCCUGGCCCUCCUUGGCAUCUGCUGUCUCACUGCUUACAUUGUGGAAGGUGUAGGGAGUGAAGUCUCAGAUAAGAGGACCUGUGUAAGCCUCACUACGCAGCGACUGCCAGUUAGCAGAAUCAAGACCUACACCAUCACAGAAGGCUCCUUGAGAGCAGUAAUUUUUAUUACCAAACGUGGCCUAAAAGUCUGUGCUGAUCCACAAGCCAGGUGGGUGAAAGACGUGGUCAGGAGCAUGGACAAGAAAUCCAACACCAGAAAUAACAUGAUCCAGACCAAGCCAACAGGAACCCAGCAAUCGACCAAUACAGCUGUGACCCUGACUGGGUAGUAGCCUCUGACACCCUGUCCCUCUCCAGCCAGCCAGCUCAUUUCACUUUACAUGCUCAUGGACUGAGUUUAUACUCACCUUUUAUGAAAGCACUGCAUGAAUAAAAUUAUUCCUUUGUAUUUUUACUUUUAAAUAUCUUCUGUAUUCACUUAUAUGUUCUAAUUAAUAAAUUAUUUAUUAUUAAGAAUAGUUCCCUAGUCUAUUCACUAUAUGCAUGGAAAAGUAGUGCAUAAUUGGUGUUUGAUUUCUGUCCUACUUGUACCUCUCUUUGAUGGUAACCAUACUGGAAGAGAUUCUGGCUAGUGUUUAUCAGAGGUGAAAGCUAUAUCGAUCAGUCUUAGAGUCCAGCUUGUAAUGGUUCUUUACACAUGAGUCACAAGUUACAGCUGUGACAACGGCAACAAUUCGAGAUGUAUUUCAACUUGUCUCUAUAAUAGAAUUCUGUUUAUAGAAUAAGGGAGAAAAUAAUCCAGUCUUCACUGGGUUCCCAUUUUGAGGGUCCACUACUCAAAAAUUUGCUUCACUCAAUUUUUUUCACCUCUUUGUGUUUUAUUUUGGUUUCCUACUAAAGGAAUAAAAUGACACAACUUGUCCCCUUUUUUGUCCCAUUAGCAAAAAUUAGAAUUUUGGUAUAAAGAAACUUUAUUCAAGUAAAAAUCAAUACCUUUUGAAUUGGACAAUAAUCUCACUACCUUAUUAGGAUUUCUGUAUUUGCCAUUACGCUAGUUAUCAUACAUGUUAUGCUUUACUGCGAAUAAGCUUUUAAUGCUCCAAAUGCUGACCCAUGAAACAUUUCCUCAUGUGAUCAAAAUUUGCAGUAAACUUUUGAUUAAAUGCUCAUCUGGUAACUCAACACCCCAGAUUCAUGCUCUCUCGUAUGCUAAUUAAAUUGCUGAUUUGUUUCAUGCUUAGGGUUUUACUAUCCAAGUAGCUGAUGAUGUAUACAUUCUCUUCUAUCAGACUCUAAAUAGGAAGACCUGACCUUGCCUUGAUAGUUUUAAGUGAAAAGUAUUGGCUGUUGUUUAGUCCUGUGCAGACAUUUAACAAUAUCAUGAAUUUUCAGAGGGCAGAUGAAGGCAACUUGUUGAAAUCUGCUCACUUCUAAUCAUACAACUAGUGAAUCAGAGUGGAAACUACUAAAAAGUUGCCUCCUAGCAAAUGGUGUGGUCACCUAUCCAUGUUCAUUGAUAUUUGUCUAAAAUAAACUUCAGAGAUGGUCUUAGAGAAAGCAAUCCCUUAAUAAGAACAGACAUCCUGCUUUAUGAGGGCUGAAAAAUAACAAAGUCACAAAAGAUGAAUGGAAUGGUUUGUCUCCCAAACGUCUCCCAGACCCUAAGGAUUUAUCUGGGAUAAUAAUAAUAAGAUGUGUGGAAGGAUAUGGGCAGUGCUUGACUUUUCA